Schizosaccharomyces osmophilus is the source of this 4566-nucleotide messenger RNA. RefSeq names its product plasma membrane brefeldin A efflux transporter Bfr1 (gene bfr1). Gene Ontology annotation, biological process: xenobiotic detoxification by transmembrane export across the plasma membrane. Gene Ontology annotation, molecular function: ATP binding; ATP hydrolysis activity; ABC-type transporter activity. The transcript has a single exon. Bases 1 to 4566 code for a protein of 1521 amino acids. Gene Ontology annotation, cellular component: membrane. The record is from RefSeq and is a predicted model, not a curated record. Lineage: Eukaryota; Fungi; Ascomycota; Schizosaccharomycetes; Schizosaccharomycetales; Schizosaccharomycetaceae.
AUGUCUUCCUCCGCUGGCCAUUUUGCAGCUCCUUCUGAAUCUUCUUACGCAUCCGCUAAUUCCCUGGAUGACCAUUCCUCUCGUCCUCUUGAUGUCUUUCCCAAAACUACCAAAGAUCAGCAAUCAGAUGCCUCUUCCAUAUCCUCUGCUGCGACCUACGCAGCUAGAAAUCAACAUCAACCUCACCCUCAGAUGACCCAUGAGACCCAUUACGACUCUACCACCUAUGCCCCUCCCGUUGACGCCCCUACUUCUUCCUCUUCCGUCUCGUCGGUCGAUCAUCUUAGCGGUGAUCCUUUUGCAUUGGGCGAGGAUUUUGAUCUUAAACGUUACCUUCGUGGCUACAAAGAUGCCCUUCAACGCGACGGCAUCCACUCCCGUACCACCGGUGUCUGCAUGCGCGAUACCAGCAUUUAUGGUUUGGGCUCUGGUUACGAGUUUCUUACUACCUUUAUCGACAUUUUCGCUGCUCCCUACCGUCGGUUCAAAGAACGACAGGUUGUCAAAAAGGCCAUCCUCUCCCAUACUAACGCCCUCGCAAAUGCUGGUGAGCUCGUCAUGGUCUUAGGUCAACCCGGUGCUGGUUGCUCAACUUAUUUGCGCUCCGUCGCUGGCGAAACUGAUCAUUAUAAAGACACCGAGACCACCCUUCAUUACGACGGCAUCAAUGCCGCCGAAAUGAGAAAGCAUUACCCAGGUGAUGUCCUUUAUUCUGGUGAAAAUGAUGUCCAUUUCCCCUCUCUUACUACCCGCGAAACUAUCAACUUUGCCGCUCGUGUUCGCACUCCUCGCAAUCGUCCAUGCAACCUCUCCCGUAACGAGUACAUGUCUCGGGUUCGUGAUCUCAUUGCUACUAGUUUUGGUCUUACCCAUACUUACAAGACAAAGGUCGGUAACGACUUCAUUCGUGGUGUCUCGGGUGGUGAACGCAAACGUGUUACUAUUAGUGAAGCCUUUGCUCUUCGGCCCACCAUUGCCUGCUGGGAUAAUAGUACCCGUGGUUUGGAUUCUAGUACCGCUUUCGAAUUCGUAAAUAACCUACGUAUUUGUGCAGACGAGCUCCAGUUAACCUCUUUCGUCACUGCUUAUCAAGCUAGUCAAAAGAUUUAUGAUCUUUUCGACCGUGUUUGUGUCCUUUAUGCUGGUCGUCAAAUUUAUUAUGGCCCGGCUUCCAAGGCCAAAGACUACUUCCUCAACAUGGGUUUUGUUUGCCAUCCCCGUGAAACUACCCCUGAUUUCUUGACGGCCAUUUCCGAUCCCAAUGCCCGUCAACCUAAAGAGGGUUGGGAAGACCGUGUUCCGCGCACUCCUGAAGACUUUGAACGUAGAUGGCAUGAACACCCCUUGCAUGCUCAACUUCUUCGUGAGAUGGAUGAAUACGAUAGAAGAUGGGAUGAAAACUCUUCUCCCGAUUCUACUCGCUCAUCGAAGGAUCUCAACGAUGGUACGUCUGCUGUCACAAAACAUGAACAGUAUCGUGAUAGUGCUCGUUCUGAAAAAGCGAAAACUAUGUCUAAAACAUCUCCUUACACUGUCACUUUUUGGAUGCAAUUGCGCUAUUGUUUAAUUCGUUCGUGGCAACGAUUUAUCAAUGAUCCGGCUUACAUCGGAGCCAUGGCUUUUGCUUUUAUGUUCCAAUCGUUAAUUAUUGGCUCCAUUUUUUACAAUCUUCAGGAUACUACCAGUGAUAUGUUCACUCGUGGUGGUACUCUUUUUUUUGCCAUCUUAUUUACUGCUCUUCAAAGUCUUUCAGAAAUUGCAAACAUGUUUGCCCAACGUCCUAUUAUUGCGAAGCAUCGUGCAUCUGCUCUCUAUCAUCCAGCGGCCGACGUUAUCAGUAGUUUGAUUGUUGAUAUUCCUUUCCGGUUCAUCAAUGUAACCGUCUUUUCUAUCAUUCUUUACUUUUUAACUGAUUUGCGACGUACUGCUGGAGGCUUUUGGACCUUUUAUGUCUUCUUAUUCCUUUCUGCACUUACGAUGACUACGUUCUUUAGAGGUCUCGCUUCCAUCAUGCCUAAUGUAGCUUCUGCUUCUGCUUUGGGUGGUAUGGGUGUCUUGGCUAUUGCCAUCUACACUGGUUAUGCUAUUCCCAAUAUUAAUGUUGGCUGGUGGUUCCGUUGGAUUUCAUACGUUGAUCCUGUACAAUUCGGCUUCGCCUCUCUUAUGAUUAAUGAAUUUAAAGCUCAAAAAUACCAGUGCACUUCAAUGGUUCCUUCUGGAGGUGAUUACGAUAAUGUUUCUUCUGAAUAUAAAGUCUGCCCAAUCACCAGCGCCCAACCAGGUCAGACUACUGUUGACGGCUCAUCCUACCUUUACGCGAGCUUCAAUUACAAAACCCGUCAAUUAUGGAGAAAUCUUGCAAUCAUUAUUGGUUAUUAUGCUUUCUUGAUUGGUGUUAACAUCGUUGCUAGUGAGGUCUUGAAUUUUAGUGACCUGAAGGGUGAAUAUCUCAUUUUCCGUCGUGGCCAUGCUCCCAGUGCUGUAAAGGAGGCUGUUCAAGAAGGCGGAAAACCUUUGGAUUUAGAAACUGGUCAAAAUACUCAAGGUGGCAAUGUUGAAAAAUCCCCUCCAAAUUCUGAAGAAACCGACAAAGAGUACGAGACUAUUGAGAAAAGCAAAGACAUUUUCAGCUGGAGAGAUCUAUCUUAUGAUAUCACUAUUAAAGGAGAAAAGCGACGACUUUUGAGUGGGGUUAAUGGUUUUGUAAGGCCAGGAAAACUUACCGCCUUGAUGGGUGAGUCAGGUGCUGGUAAGACCACCCUUUUAAACGUGCUUGCUCAACGUGUUGACAUCGGUAUUGUCACUGGUAAUAUGCUUGUUAAUGGUCACCCUCUUGACUCUACAUUCCAGCGUCGUACCGGGUAUGUACAGCAACAGGAUGUUCACGUUUCUGAGUCUACUGUUCGAGAAGCACUUCAAUUCAGUGCUGCACUUCGCCAACCGUCCACUGUUCCUCUUUCUGAAAAGUAUGAAUACGUUGAAAGUGUUAUCAAAUUAUUGGAAAUGGAAGCCUAUGCUGAAGCUAUCAUUGGUACCCCUGGCUCUGGCUUAAAUGUCGAGCAACGUAAGCGUGCAACUAUCGGUGUGGAGUUGGCUGCUAAACCAGCUCUUCUUUUGUUUUUAGAUGAGCCCACUUCGGGUUUGGAUAGUCAAUCGGCAUGGUCGAUCGUUCAAUUUUUGCGUAAACUGACUGAUGCUGGCCAAGCAAUUCUUUGCACAAUUCACCAACCUAGUGCUGUGUUGUUUGACCAAUUUGACAGAUUGCUGCUACUCCAAAAGGGUGGUAAGACAGUGUACUUUGGUAAUAUUGGUGAUAAUUCCAGGACUUUAUUGAAUUACUUUUCCUCUCAUGGAGCUACUCCUUGUCCUCCUGAUGCUAACCCAGCCGAAUACAUUCUUGACGUGAUUGGCGCUGGUGCAACUGCGAAGACUGAUCGUGAUUGGCAUGAAGUUUGGCAAAAUUCGGAUGAACGUAAAGAAACUACUCAAGAGUUGGAUGAAAUUGAACGUAGUAAGCCGGAGACCAAAGAGAAGGUUAACAAAUCAGAUACUCAUACUUAUGCUAUGCCAAUUUGGACCCAAAUUAGAUUUGUGUUGCUUAGAAAUUUCCAGUCUUAUUGGAGAGAACCCUCGCUAUUGAUGUCUAAGAUGAUGUUGAAUAUUUUCGCCGGAUUGUUUAUCGGCUUCACUUUCUAUAAUCAAGGAACAGGUUCUCAAAACAUGCAAAAUAAGCUUUUCGCAGUUUUUAUGGCAACAGUGCUUGCUGUUCCUCUUAUUAAUGGUCUACAACCCAAAUUCAUUGAUCUUCGAAAUGUGUUUGAAGUAAGAGAGAAGCCAUCCAACAUUUACAGUUGGGUUGCAUUUGUUAUUUCGGCAAUUAUAGUCGAAAUCCCAUUCAACCUUAUAUUUGGUACGAUUUUCUUUUUGUGUUGGUUUUAUCCCGUCAAGUUUUAUAAGAAUUUGGAACAUACAAGUGACAGAACAGGUUAUGCUUGGUUAAUGUAUAUGAUUUUCCAAAUGUACUAUUCCACAUUUGGCCAAGCCGUCGCUAGUGCUUGUCCCAACGCUCAGACUGCGUCCGUCGUGAACAGUUUGGCAUUUACUUUCAUUAUCACCUUCAACGGUGUCAUGCAGCCAAUCAGCAAUUUGAUUAAAUUUUGGCAUUGGAUGCACUCUUUGACACCUUUCACUUACAUUAUUGAAGGUUUAUUGGGUGAUUUAUUGCACAAUGUUCCGGUGAACUGCAAGCCGAACGAAAUCAGCCACUUGAAUCCUCCAAAUGGUGAAACUUGUCAAUCCUACUUGAAGAACUUUUUGCAAAGUGAGCUUGCCGGUAAUUUAUUAAACCCUGAUGCCACAACCGAUUGUCAAUAUUGUCGAUACCGUACGGGUGACCAGUUUUUGAUGCAGUUCGGUAUGAAGUUUGAUCAUCGCUGGCGUAACUUUGGUAUCGUCAUUGGUUAUGUCUUCUUCAAUGUCUUUGCUGUGUUGCUACUAUUUUACAUUUUCCGGGUUAUGAAAAUUAGAAGUACUCGACUUUACAGAAAGAUUACAAGAACUGGAUAA